Molecule: messenger RNA, 582 nt
Organism: Rhipicephalus sanguineus (brown dog tick)
Lineage: Eukaryota; Metazoa; Arthropoda; Arachnida; Ixodida; Ixodidae
Exons: 6
Coding region: 1-582 (193 amino acids)
Source: RefSeq, a predicted model, not a curated record
AUGGAGCAGCAACUGAUUGGCUCACCGGCGCGAAACCGGGCAUCUCCUGAAGAUACUGACAAAGAUGUACCCGCCAACAAUGGAGCGCUCCAAGACGUCGUCUCACCCUCACCAUGCGACCAGUCGCCGGCGGCAAAGCGAAAACUGACUCCGGCAGAAGCCGUCCUAGCCGGGGAGAUUCUGUUCCCCGAUCAAGAAGAGCCGUGGUACGAACGCAGCAUCAGCUUGCCUCGACAUUUCGAAGGACCAUCAGGGGCGCCAACAUACGUCGAAGUCGAUGACCUAUCCGUGCCGGUGUUCACGUACAUGGUGUACGGCCUCUUCAGUGGAUUCCUCAUCGUGCUCAUCCUUAUCGCAAUCGUCGCGUACAUCAUCUCUUUCGCGUCACCAAAGAGUCCGGCAUAUCAACCUCUUGUGUUGUGCUACUACGAUCCGACCAUGAGCACCAGCUUCUCGCCACCAUUUACGCGGUCUAGCCUCUGCAUCGAGUGCUGCUCCUAUCUGAUCUACGACGGCCUCGAAGUAGACGCCCAAGGUAUUAUCAAGGAAAGAACCAGCAGGGGCCCCGCACCGGGUGAGUGA